Ectocarpus siliculosus is the source of this 858-nucleotide messenger RNA. The record is from the annotation of a GenBank genome assembly. Lineage: Eukaryota; Phaeophyceae; Ectocarpales; Ectocarpaceae.
AUGGAGCUGUCGACGUUCGGCGAUGCCACCGUGGACGACAUGCUCAAGCUUGUGCAGGACCGAGAGGCCCUCUUCGAGAACAUGAUGUCCGGUCCAGGGAUCCCGGCAACCAAGUUUCCCCGCAGGGGCAAGCCGCGAAGCGUCGUGCUAACGCUCGUGCGUCCCGGCGGUAGCAGCAGCAGCGGCGGCGGCGGCGGCGGCGGCGGCGGCGGCGGCGGGACGGGGGGAGGAGUAGGUGGAGUGACGUCGUUCUCGUCAACGGCAAGCCCGUCCAUGUUCGGAGGCAGCGAGGAGGUUUCUCCUGCUUCUUCUUUCUCGUCCUCCGUUGGCCGUGGGAGGCAGCGAGGGAUAACCUCAUCAUUCGGGCGCACCCGGUUCCCAGCAGAACGCGACCUCUUCUCGAAACCCUCGUACAAGCGGUCUUUCCGCUCCCAACCUCAUCAACAUCAGCAGCACCAGCACCAGCAGGGUCCGACAUCGUUGAAGGGUGUUCUCGACCUAGAGCUGGAGUGGAAUCGUCAGAGGGGGCGGAAGGGGUCUCUGCGGUUGGGAGAGGUCAUCGAGGCCAUCGCGGGCAUCGAUUCACAGAUACUUCGGCCCGUGUGCGAGGAGCUGCGGCGGCGUGCUGCAUCCGUCGGAGAGUCACGUGUAGGGGAAGGAGGGGAACGGGAAGAGGAAGAGGACACGUUCGUUUCGCUCCGCACAAACCGGAGGACUCUAGACCUCAAGUUUUCCACGGUCCCCAUCAGGAACCGGUUCAUGCUCGCCUUCAAGACCCUGGCGUGGGAGACAGCGGCUGCCAGGGCUGGCAGCACCAGCGGCAGAGGCAGCAGGCCUGUCGGAUCGAGCCAUUUCUAA